UUGUAAAUCCUGUUUCAUUGUGGCAAUGAGUUAACAGCAUUGAUAAUCAUUGUUAGAAUAAGUUACUGGUACCUAUGUAUGGUCAAGUAAAACUAGGAACCAGUUUCACCACGCUUCAUUGACAACGAAAGAGCAUCACAUACCUGUCCAAACCUAACCAAUUAUAGGAAGUUCAAUGAAGCUACUUCUACAUUAAAACAAAAGAAUGGGUUUGAUCAGAAAAUUGAAGUCGUCAUGGUUACCAUCGUCUAUAUUCUUUGGCAUGUUUUUGUGUUGGUAUAUGUUACAUCUGGUACAUAACACUCCUGGUCGUGAUCCUGAUCCACACAUAGAUGAGGUUAAAAACUUUCCAGUACUUUUCGAUGCUUCACCACAGUUAAGAAUUAUUGUCCUGACCUACAAUAGAUCGAAGUCAUUAAAACGUUUAUUUGAAUCCUUGCUUAUGGCAGAUUACGAAGGUGAAAGAGUUGUUCUUGAUGUCUGGGUUGAUCGUUCUAUAAAUGGAGAGGUCCAUAAUGAAACAGUUCAGGUUGCGAAUAAUUUACAGUUUGUGCAUGGAGAGAAAAAUGUGUAUGUUCGUGGCCAACAAGCUGGGAUAACCAACCAAUGGUUGAGAACUUGGAAAUUAUCGGAUGAUCCGCAGGAAAUUUGUGUUAUUCUUGAAGACGAUUUGACAGUAUCUCCUGUUUUUUAUCGAUGGUUAAAAUCGGUGCACAAGACUUACGAAAAUGACGAUAGAAUCAGCGGGUUUACACUUCAAGGUGUAGGUACAAUUUAUUCUGGACAAAGCGCACUUGAAAAUGUUAAUGUGUCAAAAAAGCAUUUAACCUAUUUGUACUCGAUGCCAGGCAGUUGGGGUUUUUCACCAAAACUUAGCCAGUGGAAAGAAUUUAUAACUUGGUGGGAAAAGACUUCAUUAGAUAAAAGUUUUCACCCACUGGUUCCCAAUAAUCUAGCAACUGUAUGGUAUUCAGAAAACAGAAGACUGGGUAACGCUGAAAAUAUGUGGACCAUGUGGUACAUUUACUUUAAUUGGAAAUUUCAUAAAUACGUACUCUAUCCAAAUAUACAGCCAAAACACCAAGGUUUCAGUCACAACUGGCAGGAACCAGGGUUGAACCGUUACGGACAAGCAGGAUUACAGCCCACUGGGCCUCUUGUUGUAAAAUGGUUGCCAGACUUUGAUACCCUGCCUCCUUUACCUCCUAUUGUAUUAACAAAUGGCACAGUCUUAAAUGAAUUGAAUAGAAAAGUCACUGUAUAAUGUUAGCGAUUGGUUAAAUUAAUGUUAAAAAAUUUGAAAAUUAAAACUGUUCAAUGUUAAUGGAUUGGUAAAAUAGCUGUACAUGUAUAACGUUAAACACAACACCCUCCAUGACAAUCAAAAAGUCCGUGCCAACAUAGCCAAAGCCAAAUGAAUCUUUUUUACUAAUGAUCAUAGUACUUGGGGGUUGUAAAAACAUUUUCAAAAACCUGUUCUUAAAUUUUUUUAAUUUUGCAUUGAAAAGUAUCUUUUUUCAGGCCCCCCUUUUUCUGGAAAAAUUUUGGUUGAUUAUAUAGGGAAUCACUAAAUCGUGACCA
Messenger RNA from Mytilus trossulus (common blue mussel), 1581 nucleotides. RefSeq lists its product as uncharacterized. The record is from RefSeq and is a predicted model, not a curated record. Bases 206 to 1264 code for a protein of 352 amino acids. The transcript has 3 exons. Lineage: Eukaryota; Metazoa; Mollusca; Bivalvia; Mytilida; Mytilidae.